This is a messenger RNA of Enterobius vermicularis (human pinworm), 2046 nucleotides long. The record is from the annotation of a GenBank genome assembly. NCBI's taxonomy places the organism in Eukaryota, Metazoa, Nematoda, Chromadorea, Rhabditida, Oxyuridae.
AUGGAGUUGACUGAAGGUGCGCAGUGUGCGUCUUUUGGGUCUUCUUCGCGGUCUCUAUCAGAUUCUGAGUCUAAUGCCACAGCAUUUCAUUUAAAAGAGCUAAAUGAAAAUUAUGCCCUUACAAGGACCGGCCGUAUCCGGGCUGCUAUGUUUCCUGAAUUGGUCACGGACGGCUUGGACGGUUCUCAGAUUCCAAAAACUCGCUCGACAGUGAUCGAAAAGUUAGGGGAACCCAGUCAGUUGGUAAAAACAGCUCUAGUGGAACUUCUCAGCCUUCAAGAUGAGACUGAACUGGCAACAAAAGCCAUCCCGGAACUCGUCAAACUUUUAGGCGACAAAGAUGAGACAGUGGCUCUUCGAGCAGCCCACAUGGUUCACCUUCUUUCUCGAGAGGAUAGAUCCGUUAGGACCAUAGCAAAGGAUCCUUCACUGAUUUCUGCCUUGUUUUCGGCGUCGAAGUGUAAUAACGAAUCCAUACAGAGAAAUGCGCUUGCAGCUAUUUCUCACAUAUCAGAACACGCAGAAGGUAGAAUGCACUUAUUUCGAUCUGGCGGGAUUCCGGAACUUGUGCGUUUGCUUUCUGUACGUGUCGACGCUGUACGUCAUUAUGCAAUCACUACUUUGCACAAUCUGUUACUUUAUAUGGAUACAGCGAAGCAGGAAACUAGAGCAUGUGGUGGGAUUGAAGCGAUGACCCCAUUAUUGCGCGAAAGGAAUCCUCGUUUUCUCGCCUUAGUAGCUGACUCAUUAUACUUAGUUUUGUUGGAUCAUCCUCAAGGGAAGCUCAUAUUCCUUUCCUUAAAUGGCCCGUCACUGUUGGUCGAUCUUUUAAAUAAUUAUCGUGCUUAUCCGAAGCUAGUAUAUGCCGUGAUUCGGUGUAUUCGUGCGGUUUCUGUGUGUCGCCAGAGAGCGCUCCAAGUUUUGGAAACAUUUAUCGACGAAGCGGAUGAGAGGACUCAGGUCGCAGUUUUAUCGGCAGUUCGUAAUCUUUCAGAUGCAGCAGCAAAUGAAGAAAAUUUAGGACCUCUUGUAUUAAGGAUGAUCAGUAUUGUUGCCAGUGGUGAUGAGUCUUCAGUUGCGUGUGCGACAGGAGUUUUAUCAAAUUUAACGUGCAAUAACGUUCGUAACAAACAAGUAUUGUGCAGUAACAGAGGUAUUGACGUACUGUGUGGAGCUUUGGAACGUUUCGCUGCUUCUGAAGAAGUAACUGAGCCAGCGCUUUGCGCACUGAGGCACUGUACGGCUCGACACUCAAUGGCACCGCAAGCUCAGAGUGACGUACACCUAGCUCAAGCGCAACACAUAAUCUUAGACCUACUGGCCUCUAUGCGAGCGCCAGUUGUUAAAGCUGCCCUUGGACUAGUUCGUAAUUUAGCUCUUCUUCCCUCAAAUCUCCAGUCACUUGCACACGAGACUACAGCGAAGGGGAAGUCAGUUGUCUCCUUGGCUAUGGAUGUACUUGCCCGAGCAGGUGAUCAAUUUCGACAGGAUCCAGAUGCGUUGGUUGAUGGAGUUGCUAUGCGUGAAUUGGUCGAAGGAGCUGUAUCUGCUCUUCACCAGUUGGCAAAUGAUUCAUAUGUUUCCAAUUUGAUUUUGCAAGACCACAAUUGUGUAGAUAUGCUUAUUAAGUUGUUAUCUUGGGACGAAGUCUAUGCCAACGAGGAUGAGCUUUUGUUACGAGAACUACUUGGUCUGCUAUAUCAGCUGACUAAAACUGCAGAAGGCGCUCGUCAAAUUGAUGCGUAUGAUCCGAGGGGGGCCUUGGCGGAAGCCUUACGUUCAAAGCAUAAAUCAGUCGCUAUAUAUGCCUCCGGUGUCAUGAAGAAUCUCCAUCUUGAGAAACCGGUGGUUUAUAAUGAAAUUAAUGAUGAAUGUGGCAUUAUUGACGGAGAAGAAGAGUGGGUACGGGAUGGUUUGGAACCUGAGUUAUUUGCAGAGAUGUAUCAGUCACCUGGCGUUCAUCGUUUGGAACAACAAACGCUGUGGCAACCGCCACCGUAUCAAGCCAAUAACACAAACCAGGGUUGGUUUGACACAGAUUUAUAG